Molecule: messenger RNA, 672 nt
Organism: Aspergillus versicolor CBS 583.65
Lineage: Eukaryota; Fungi; Ascomycota; Eurotiomycetes; Eurotiales; Aspergillaceae
Product: GNAT family N-acetyltransferase
Exons: 2
Molecular function (GO): acyltransferase activity, transferring groups other than amino-acyl groups
Source: RefSeq, a predicted model, not a curated record
AUGGCUAUCAAAGUCCGACCCCUCACACAAUCCGAUAUCCCUGCCGCAAUCGACAUAAUCCAGCGGGCAUUCGCAGAAGACCCUUAUUUCCGGUGGGUGUUUGAUGAGAAGAGUUUCAACAAAGUCCGCAACUACGGCUCCCUAGAAGCGCGGUGUCUCUGGGGUAUCAACAACGCCAUAUUCCACGUAGCCGUGGACGAAGAAAAAACAGGAGAAAAAGAAGAAGAAGAGACUGGGAAAAUCGUAGGUGUCUCAUGCUGGCUCGCGCCGCACCCACCAUCCAGGCCUGAAUCAUGGUACGAAUGGAGCCAGUCCUGGCUACUCUGGUUCAGGCAGGGGCUUAACAACCUCUGGCAUGGAGGAUGGGGCGGGCUGAAUGUGCGGCGGUACUAUAUCUGGAAAGCGCGGCAGGCGGAAGCGCAGGAGUCGAUUUGGGAUGAUGAGCGGGGGUAUUACUUUUGCAAUAUUGUUGCUGUGAGUCCUGAUGCGCAGGGGAAGGGGGUUGGGAGGAAGUUGUUUGAGGAGGUGAUGGAUGUUGCGGACCGGGAGGGGAGGAAGUGCUAUUUGGAGAGUUCGAGGAAUGAGCCGAAUGUGGGGAUUUAUGAGCGGUUGGGGUUUGAAAUGAAGAGGGUUAUGGAGUGUCGGGAUGGAGAUGGGGGUGAUGUUUGUAUG